Molecule: messenger RNA, 591 nt
Organism: Arthroderma uncinatum
Lineage: Eukaryota; Fungi; Ascomycota; Eurotiomycetes; Onygenales; Arthrodermataceae
Exons: 3
Coding region: 1-591 (196 amino acids)
Source: RefSeq, a predicted model, not a curated record
AUGCUCGAAGAUGGCGCCGUCGCCCGGCGGAAGAACUACCUGGGGAAGGCUGACUUUGAGAAAGGCCUGAAAGCAUUGGACGAGGAGAUAGGGAAAGAUGAGAUGAUUACGGCCUUUGCCCCUAUUCGGAUGAUCACAGCCGGAGGCUUUUUGGCAGUGAAGCCCCUCAAGGCGGCAAUCAAGAAGACCGGCAAGGAUCUCUAUUUUGAUACCGAGUGGGCAAACGAGGAUAUGGCUUUAUUUGUCACAAAGUCUGCCAGAGAGUAUCUCUUUAGCAAGGCGGAAGAGCAGAAUAUCGUGCUGUUUAGAGGAGAUAACCUUGUUCUCCUGGCAGCCCCUAUGAAGUGGGCGGUUGAACGAAAGAUCAGGAGAAUUUACGCGGCGGACCGUGGGCGGAAGGCCGAGUCCGACCUGAGCGACUGUCUGGCGAUGCUCAAAUAUCUAAGAGAGCAACGGAAUGGGCCCCUGGAUCGCGAGUACAUCCGUACGUUGAACAUCAAUGCUUUCGAUGUGCUGCCGGACGCUCAAACCAUGGACACCAUCGCCGAGGCAUAUCGCGAGAAAUACAACGAGGAGAUCUUCAAGGAGUGA